Molecule: messenger RNA, 2335 nt
Organism: Nelumbo nucifera (sacred lotus)
Lineage: Eukaryota; Viridiplantae; Streptophyta; Magnoliopsida; Proteales; Nelumbonaceae
Product: pyrimidine d
Biological process (GO): 'de novo' pyrimidine nucleobase biosynthetic process; pyrimidine ribonucleotide biosynthetic process
Cellular component (GO): mitochondrial inner membrane; cytoplasm
Molecular function (GO): dihydroorotate dehydrogenase activity
Source: RefSeq, a predicted model, not a curated record
CCCGAGAUGGUGAAGUGUCAUCUGCUGUGCUCGUCGAGCAGAGACGCUAAAGCCUACCCUCACGUUCAAACCCAUACGCCCCCUCUCUCCAUCUUCUUCAUUGCUACCGCAAGACUUGAUUAUCCGACAGGCUAAUCGACAUCCUCGCAUUCCUCUCUGUCUUGUGUUGCCUUCCUCUCUGUUUUGUUCUACAUCAGCGUCGCCAUUGAAUGAAGUGAGUAGAAGAAGAGGGAGGGUCUGAUACCUCAAAGAAGCUUUUUCUUCACUUGGUAUUCCAAAGUCGGAGCCUUUCAGUUUUUUUUCCUAGUCGAGAGCAAGAGGAGCAUCGCAUGGCUGCAAGGGCUUCAAGGAAUUUCAUCAGGGAGGUUUUGUACAGAAACGUGAGAUUUGGAGCUCUCGGUGGUUCCAGACAUUCGAGUUCGUCUGCCGGAACUGCCCCAAAGAUCCCACAUUUCUCAAAGAAAGGAAGGUUAUUCACAGGAGCCACCAUAAGCCUGGUUAUAGCCGGGGGUGCAUAUGCAAGCACUGUUGAUGAGGCAACGUUCUGUGGAUGGCUAUUUUCAGCAACAAAAUUAGUGAAUCCAUUCUUUGCCUUAUUUGACCCAGAGGUUGCUCAUCGAUUGGCAGUCUCAGUUGCAGCCCAUGGUUGGCUUCCAAGGGAGAAAAGGCCAGAUCCACCAAUAUUAGGGCUUGAAGUCUGGGGACGGAAAUUUUCUAACCCAAUAGGUCUUGCUGCUGGUUUUGAUAAAAAUGCUGAAGCUGUUGAAGGUCUAUUGGGAUUGGGUUUUGGCUUUGUAGAGAUUGGCUCAGUAACUCCUGUUCCACAAGAGGGUAAUCCAAAGCCUCGUAUCUUCAGAUUGCGGCAAGAGGGUGCCAUCAUAAAUCGAUGUGGGUUUAACAGUGAAGGCAUUGUAGUGGUUGCAAAGCGUUUAGGUGCCCAGCAUGGUAAGAGAAAGCUGGCUGAGACUUCAAGCACUAUAUCUCCCUCCAAUGAUGAAGCCAAACAUGGAGGAAAAGCAGGGCCUGGUAUCCUUGGAGUCAAUCUUGGCAAGAACAAGACAAGUGAAGAUGCUGCUGCUGACUAUGUUCAGGGGGUUCAUACUUUGUCACAGUAUGCAGAUUACUUGGUCAUAAAUGUUUCUUCACCAAACACUCCUGGUUUGCGUAAGCUUCAGGGCAGAAAACAACUGAAGGAUCUUGUUAAGAAGGUGCAAGCUGCUCGUGAUGAAAUGCAAUGGGGUGAAGAGGGCCUACCUCCAUUGCUUGUUAAAAUUGCCCCAGACUUAUCUAAAGAAGACCUUGAAGAUAUUGCAGCAGUUGCUUUGGCUCUUCGGUUGGAUGGAUUGAUCAUAUCAAAUACAACCAUUUCAAGGCCAGAUCCUGUAAGUGCGAAUCCAGUAGCUGAAGAAUCUGGUGGCUUAAGUGGGAACCCUCUCUUUAAUCUAUCCACCAAUAUCUUGAAGGAAAUGUAUCUUUUGACAAGGGGAAAGAUCCCUCUCAUUGGCUGUGGAGGUAUUAGCAGUGGUGAGGAUGCAUACCAGAAAAUACGAGCUGGAGCAACACUUGUCCAACUUUACACUUCUUUUGCCUACGGGGGACCUGCACUUAUUCCCCAGAUUAAGGCUGAUCUAGCACAGUGCUUAGAAAGGGACGGUUUCAAGUCCAUCCAGGAAGCGGUCGGUGCAGAUUACAGAUAAUUUCAUCUUUUUGACUGAUCACUGAGAGGGAAUUAUCAAAGAAGUGUAGCAAUAUAUUCAGAGAAGUUGGUAUUUGGUUUAUUUAUUUAUUUGUCAAGCAACUCCCUUCCCCUGAGCAGACGGGUGGUACAAUUUCAUUUCCUGUUCUCUGUUCCUUUUCUUGGAUAUGAACGUAUUUACUGAAUGAUCAGCGGAAAAUUUUGGAUAUUUGAGUGAUGCAGUUUGGGAUGUCCUGAUUCUCAGAAAGAUGCUGGAAUUUGAAGGCGUUUUGUAAGGGGAGGCAAGUUAUGAUGCCAUGACUAUACUAUUUACUCAAACUCCCAAAAUAGGGGAGGCAAGUUAUGAUCCGACAAAUCUAAUGCACCAACCACUUGUAACGCAACCAUGACUAUACUAUUUUAACUUUUUUUUUUUUUGGGUUUUCAAUUUAUCAGCAAUGUCAUAUCACCUAUUAACCUUGAAACAGCUGAAAUCACCUAGCGCCUAUUUGCCGUACCAGUGACCCUGAAAAUCGAUGUAUCCUAUCAUUGAUAUUUUGAAUUUGAUCCAAACCACCUCUUUCUUGUAGUGGGUUGAAUCGAUAGGGUUGCAAAUGUGCAAAUAGAUAAAUCUAAAGUUGAGAUUUGUUUAUAUUUGAA